CAAUGCCGAUUCAUGUGGACAAACCGGACACAAUGCAAAAUGAGCUCAUCGAUAUCGUGGCAGAUGGGCUCCGAUCGAAUCAGAUUUACACGUUUCGAAUGAUCUUGAAACAUGACUAUGGAACUCACAAAUCGGAAGCAACAUUUCAAGCGGACCCCGCUGGAAGAAUCGACUUGAAGUAUGCGAAGCCCCUUAGAGGAUCUUAUUACGAUGCUGAUCCGAUGGGGUUGUUCCUUGGAAUGAAGCCAUGUGAGGAUUUUGCAUAUGGUGGAUAUCUUCGGUGUACUCCGCCAGUUCCGUUUUAUUAUCUGUUGGAACUCUUUGAUUCAUCCGGAACCCUUAUCGACUCUACCUACAUCAAAAAGCACUGGAUGCACCCAAAAUUGAUACGAACCGAGUUAGAGGAAGAUUUCUGUGCGACACUCUUCAAACCUCCCGGUGAUGGUCCCUUCCCAGUGGUCCUUGAUAUUUCAGGAACUGGUGGAGGAAUCCAUGAGCAUAAGGGUGCUAUGUUAGCUUCAGAGGGAUUCGUUGUAUUAUGUCUUGCCUUUUUCCAGUUCAAGUAUUUACCGCAAAAAAUGGAAGAUGUAGAUAUGGAGUAUUUUGCAAAAGCAAUCAACUACUUAAUUGAUCUACCAUUCACAAAAAAUGUGAUAGGUAUACAGGGAGUCUCGUUUGGCGCAACUAUUGUGGACUUGCUCACCACAAGACAUGGCGAUAAGAUCAAGGCCCUGGUCUCCAUCAAUGGCCCCCAAGUCGUAUCUGACUACCUCUUCAUGCAAGAAAACGGUGCCCCAAUUCCUCAUCUCUCCCAUGGCCAAGUCACUUUGGAGCACUGUCAAUUCAUUAAUGGAGUCAUGUGUUCCCAUAGAAACUUCCAGAUUAUGACAGAAAAAUUGACACCAGAAACUGAAAUUCCAUGGGAACGAAUCCCCAGUGAUGUCAAAAUUCGUGUAAUUGGAUCCGUGGAUGAUUUGUGUCAACCAUCGGUGCAUGCAACGUAUUACAGACAGAGAAGACUCAAGGAGACCGGGCAUGAUGUGGAGGUUGAACUAGUGAAUGGAGGACACAUUAUGGAGCCACCAUACUUCCCACAUCACGAACUCGUCUACGCAAAAUACCAGGGAUUCUAUUGUGGAUAUGGUGGAGAAGUGGUUCUACACGCAAAAUCACAGGAGAAGACAUGGUCCAAUACUAUCAAAUUCUUCCAAAAAGCUCUUGGAAAUACAAAGAAAAUUCAGGAUUGGGAUCGACUGACGGUUGUGGUGCCGCCGAGAAAAAAGAGCAAAUUGUGAUAAUUUGAAACUUCUUUGAACAUUGUCUGAACAUUAUGAACUUGAACAUUUUGUGAACCUUUCCACUAAAACUCUUUAUGC
Caenorhabditis elegans is the source of this 1376-nucleotide messenger RNA. RefSeq names its product BAAT/acyl-CoA thioester hydrolase protein (gene W03D8.8). Gene Ontology annotation, molecular function: thiolester hydrolase activity. The transcript is spliced from 8 exons. Gene Ontology annotation, biological process: acyl-CoA metabolic process. The coding region runs from base 3 to 1295 and encodes 430 amino acids. Lineage: Eukaryota; Metazoa; Nematoda; Chromadorea; Rhabditida; Rhabditidae. The record is from RefSeq and is marked reviewed.